CAGGUAGAGACGAGUUCWRAUAAUGGAGGAAAUGAGACAAAGGAGACCAAAAGCAGCAGACCUGCUAGCAUUCAGAUGGAGAUGAGUUCUAACAGUGGAAGAAAUGAGACGAAGGAGAAUAAUGCUGCRAAAGAACUCGGAAAACCYAAAAGCAGYAGACCUGCCAGCAUUCAAAUGGAGACGGGUUCUGGCAGUGGAAGAAAUGAGACGAAAGAGAGUAACGAUGCGAAAGAACUCGGAAAACCCAACAGCAGCAGACCUGCCAGCAUUCAGAUGGAUACGGCUUCUGACAGUGGAAGAAAUGAGACGAAAGAGAAUAACGCUGCGAAAGGACUCGGAAAACCCAAGAACAGCAAACCUGGUGCAAAGCAAUUCAAAUAUUUUAUUCUCGCUCCACCCAAUGCAACUCGAUCUCUGUUGACAAAAAUUACUGAAACGUCAGCAUCAUCAUUUUAUGCUGAAACACUCAAUGAAGAUAGUGCGGAAAUGUGGCUCCACCGAGCGUUUGAGAAUCUAUCUUACGAAGAAGGGCAUACAUUGGAUCCUUCGGAAGCAGAUGUAUUUUUACUUCCCGGAUAUUUUCACUUGAAUAGAAAAGUUGGUUUCAUAACCGGACCAGCAUUGGCUCAAAACUACAAAGACAUCAUUAUCGAACCAUCCAAGCCCCAUCUGCUGUUGGUGCCGACAACGAAUCCUACAACGAGUCGGCAGAUUGGUAUACUUGCUGUAACAGAUAUAUUGAGAAGAAACAAGGUCAACUUGUGGUCCGUCGGUUUUGAGCGGAAUAAGUUUUGGCAAAGAAUAGAUCUGGACCGGAUUGUUUCUAUUCCUUACGUACUUCGACCCAAGGAGCAUCAAAACAAAACCGAUGAUUUCCAGACCUCGAAAAAAGUCAGCAACAGUGUUUUUUACGCAGGCGACGGGCGACAAAAUGCUAUUAUGUGGGCCGGCUGUAAUAGGACAGGYAUAGUCUCGUCCCUUCAUUCAUCGUUGAAWGUCCCCAAUGCUUCUGAAAAAUUCGGAAUURAUGUUAAUGCAACSUAUGUCCAAAUUAUGUCGAAGAGGAAACGCCUCGCGCAGGACGAGUACAAUAGUCGAAUGAGCACCAGUGAAUAUUGUCUCAUCCUCUGUGGCGAUACACCUACUUCUCGGAGUCUSGUUUCGGCUAUGGUUGCAGGAUGCAUCCCAAUUUUCAURGGAAGUCGUCUGCGUGGACUCUGUGAACCACCCUGUAAGAAAGGCUGGGGAUGGGAUAUUAGYGGGCCCGAAAAUCCUCACUUGCCAUUUGGUGACUACAUUCCGUGGGAUCAGUUCCCUGAAGUUAGCGAACAAGGAUUUAUUGACAAUGGGGCUGAAACGUUAAGUGAGCUCUUUCGUAGAUUCCCUUUGUCCAAAAAAGAAACAAUCCGAUCGAUCAUGAAACAAGCUCAACCGGGUUGGAUCUACGGGUGGGGCGAUCCAGUGACGUCGAACGAUUUUGGGGAUGUGCACAAAUAUCUGUGGGAAACAUUCCAGCGAUUAUUAUUCCAUGAAACAUCGCAACCAUCAACAUUUGAUCUCCUCCCAGUACUGUCGUAAUGCAAUUAGUACAAUUGUUCUAGUAUUUCCAAUAGGAGCUAAAAUAAUAGAACUGUUCUUUCAACAGUGUUGCAUGUGAGAAGUAUGGAAUAUAUCCGUAGUUAUCAGACAAAGGAUAGUGAACACAACGCCAACUAUGUUACGAAGGGAAUUGGGCAGCAUUGACUAAUAAGUUGGUUGCGUUGUUAUACAUAGAAUGGAAGUUGAUGGGAUGUUGUCAGAUGGAAGAACAUAACUGGAAUUCUGAUAUGGUAACUCUGUACUAAUUUUUGUAAAUCCUUGAGGAUAACUCAGCUUCUACAUAUGAAGGAUACUAGCCCUAUUUGAUUUGGCAAGACUGGUGAAGAAUUUUGAAAACUUGUUGUUGUCUACCAGCCUUCUGAUCAAUACCACUAGGACCCUCCAACUCCCCCAUAUGACUAGAAUCUUGUUUAGAAUUUCUUUUGAUCCAUGUGCCUAUCAURCUUAAGSGUCCAUUGGGGACCAACAUACAGCUCAAGCUGUCAGUUCAAGAUUAAAAUAGUUACAAUUGA
This is a messenger RNA of Pseudo-nitzschia multistriata, 2111 nucleotides long. The record is from the annotation of a GenBank genome assembly. NCBI's taxonomy places the organism in Eukaryota, Bacillariophyta, Bacillariophyceae, Bacillariales, Bacillariaceae.